AGGUUGACUUCUGACUUCUUGCUAUGUACUGACUACGGCGUUGUACCGCUUAUUUGUUAUUUUAUAAGAAGACGGUUUCACCUGCAGCAGUCGUUGUGCCUCGUGCCUUCUUUCACAUUUCCAUUCCGCAUUUUUGCCUUUAACAGACCUGUAUUUAAAGUUAAUAAGUGCUGACCUGUUAACCUUAACCAACCUAGCAGCCCGACGAUUUCCCUUUAUCUCUCUCACAUUCUAAUUCCAUCCAUCCUAUCCCUACCUAUCCAAUCCUGUAACGAAUAAGCAAAGCAUUGAUCAAGCUUCCUCGUUCACCCCUCUUCUAUUAUUCCCGAGCCAUCAUCAGUACCCAACAACUCAACUACAUUACAGCGCUUUCUUGAGUUUCCUCCGUUCAUAUUCCAUCCUUUCUUGAUAUCUAAGUAUCAACAACUUAAUCCUUGCUUAACUCUUGCGAUGGCUACCCAAGUAAACGGCGAAGUCCACCCCUCAUCCGCGACUCUGUCGCAUAUCACAGGAUACCCUGUCAUUAGCGAUGGAAUCGCCUACUUCAAAGGGAACCCUUACGGCCAGAAGUCGAUAGAGCUGAGCGACUCGGCCUACAAGACCUUUGCUAAGCCCGUCAUCCCUUACCUCUCGAAGCCUUACCAAUAUGUCUCGCCCUACAUUAAGAAGGCCGAUGUCAUUGGUGACGAUACCCUGUCCAAGAUCGAUGCACGCCUACCCGCCCUCAAGAAACCGACUCACGAAUUGUGGACUGAUGGCAAGAACUUCUUCCUCUUUCCCGUCCGCAAGGGUUACGAAACCAAGGACCAUGUCUUCGACGUUUACAGCUCCGAAUAUAAGAAAGUUGGCGGUGAAGGCUUGGUAACAUCCGGCAAGGCGCUCGUCUCGACCGGUCUCGUGGUCACCACCGAAGCACUCAACUGGGUUGGGGACUUCUUAAAAGCCAGAAAAGUGCAAGCCAAGGAAGCAAGCAACAACGCAACCCAAUAGGCCAACUGCCAAAUGGGGGACGCAUAAGGAGAUGAAAAGACAACUCUCAACACAUAUUUCCUUUCUUUCUUUUUGAUACCACGCUGCAUUUUUCUUUCAUUGGCCUUUUAACCAGAAAUUUCGGAAUCCGGGCUGGGUAUUGUGUGUCGGGCAACUUGAUGGGGGUGUAUCAUGAGGGCAUAUGGGCCUAGUCUCUAGGCAUUCACUUUCGCUUCGCAUCCUGGCGCAAGGAAAAGGAGUUUUACGUUCCGUGAGCAUAUCUACUCGAGGAGGUGAAAAUUCGAUUCGAUCAUCCGGUUAACUUCCGAUCAUAACCUUUGACACAGUCAAACUGUUGAUAAAUUUCGUAGGGAGGAAGACGAGAGUGUAUACGUACGGAAUGGAAAGGGACGCUGGCAAAGUUGAUUAGGCCGAGUCGCGCGUAAUUAAUGACCUGUAUGAGAAGAAACUAGAUUUCGAUUCUGUUACGUUUGUUUCCCAUUGUGCUAUGCUAUUUUAUCAUCAGUAGGUCUCAUAUUUGGUAGUCGACUAAAAGGAACCAGUGAAUCGACUUGAAUUAAGUGAGUAAAUAGAGUCAGCAAUGAAAAGCUGAUACCAAAUGGAUUAAGUUCGCCCAGCUCCGAGUCGUGAAUAAUUACCUACUUAUCUGCUGUAUUCUGUAAAUGAAAAGAAAAUAGCAUCUUUACGUAAUCGCAAGAUUAUUCUUUGCAACCGGCAGGUGCAGGUGACAACG
This is a messenger RNA of Annulohypoxylon truncatum, 1723 nucleotides long. RefSeq lists its product as uncharacterized. The coding region runs from base 451 to 990 and encodes 179 amino acids. NCBI's taxonomy places the organism in Eukaryota, Fungi, Ascomycota, Sordariomycetes, Xylariales, Hypoxylaceae. The transcript is spliced from 2 exons. The record is from RefSeq and is a predicted model, not a curated record.